This is a messenger RNA of Psilocybe cubensis, 3624 nucleotides long. RefSeq lists its product as uncharacterized. The record is from RefSeq and is a predicted model, not a curated record. Gene Ontology annotation, biological process: maturation of SSU-rRNA from tricistronic rRNA transcript (SSU-rRNA, 5.8S rRNA, LSU-rRNA); endonucleolytic cleavage of tricistronic rRNA transcript (SSU-rRNA, 5.8S rRNA, LSU-rRNA); ribosome biogenesis. Gene Ontology annotation, molecular function: protein kinase activity; U3 snoRNA binding; ATP binding. The coding region runs from base 1 to 3624 and encodes 1207 amino acids. Gene Ontology annotation, cellular component: nucleus; preribosome, small subunit precursor. Lineage: Eukaryota; Fungi; Basidiomycota; Agaricomycetes; Agaricales; Agrocybaceae. The transcript is spliced from 13 exons.
AUGCACUCCACAUCACAAGGACCCGAAGACGAAGACGACUCCGAUGCACUUUCAUACUCUCAAUUACCUCUCUUCGAUCCUGAAGAUUUGCCCAGAAUUACCACAGAGGUUGUCAAAUAUAACUCGUCAGGGUCAAAUGGUGGCCGAACUUACAACCAGUAUCUCCGGGGUGAAAAGAUAGGGAAGGGUAAACAUGGGGAUGUCUAUGUAUGUAGAGAUCAAGAGAUAGCAGGAUAUGAGUUGGCGAUGAAGGUCGUUCGAAAGAGCAAUAAUCGAGACCGAAUGAAACUUUUACGGAGAACCUACCAACAAGAAAAUCCCGAUGGCCAACCUGCCAUGAACAGUACUUUGAACAGUAUUCGAAAGGAGAUUGCUUUGAUGCAGAAGUUGCGCCAUGCUAAUGUGGUCCGGCUGGUCGAGGUGCUAGACAGUCCCAGCGAUGAAAAGAUAUAUAUAGUUAUGGAAUAUCUUUCAGGGGGUCCCGUAGAAUGGUGUAAUGAUGAACACAAAGCAAUUCUCACACUACAACAAACUCGGCGCAUAAUAAGGGAUACAAUAUUGGGUCUUGAGUAUCUUCAUUACGAAGGUAUCAUUCAUCGCGAUAUAAAACCUGCAAAUAUUUUGUAUACACCCGAUCGCCGUUCUGUCAAGAUUAUUGACUUCGGUGUUGCACACUACACUCCGCCUUCAACCCUACUUUCGAAGACUACAAAGGGAAAGCUCCCCCCUCAACACGAGACAAAUACAUACCAUAUUGACUCAUCCCUUUUUCCGGAAUCCGACAUUCGUAAGAGAGCUGGAACACCAUCCUUCCUCGCACCCGAGGUCGUAUGGUUUUCAGACGAUGAUUCUAACAUGCCGCCCUCGCCUUCUUACGACACUAUAGCUGGCAGAUCGAAUGACAGAGCGCUUGUGAACAGCGCAACCACAGACUUCCAGAAACCCAAAACGCGACCUCAAGUUACAAAAGCAAUCGACAUCUGGUCCUUAGGAGUGACGUUCUACUGCUUACUUUUUGGUCAUACACCAUUUACGGUUCCCUCGUCUUCGAACGAGAAUAUGCAACGUAGUGAAUUCGUGCUGUACAACAUCAUCUGCACAAAGGACUGGCCUGUGGACGAGACUAUGGGUUCCGAUGCAAUUACUACAGGCGGACGACGACCCUCCAGAUCAGACUCUGAAGGUUAUUGGGUGGUGAAUCUGCUAGAUCGUAUGCUACAGAAAGAUCCCCAACACCGUGCUUCCUUGCAGGAGAUCAAGGAAAAUCCCUGGAUAUUGAAGGGCAUAGAAAACCCUGGAGAAUGGGUGCGAAUCACUUCCCCUUCUCGCGAAUACGACGAGGUGAAAUCACCAUCCAGUCGAAUUGCUCGACCAUCCCCUAAGGCAUCAACAGGCUCGAGCACCGUAGCCCAAUCACGUCUAAACCGCAGAAACAACGCAAAGCAAUCUGCAGCUGCCAAACGCAAUGCUUUGGUCUCUGCAACACGUAUAUUCAACGGCGUAGAUGGAGCUCCUCGGAUCGUUGCCGUCAUUCCUCUCACUGAAGAUGUAAGCGCAAAAAGUACUGUGCAAUCUCUGGCGGAUGUACUGGAUAUGAGCGCAGACGAUUGUCCUGAUGAUGGAAUAUGGAAAAUGAAAGCUGAACGCUUUAGGACAUCACUACAAUUUCGUACAGUACCGUACCGAAACUUUUACUCAGCCCUGGAUGCUUGCAAAGUGGCCGAUUAUGUUGUUUUCGUUCUUUCCAGUAGCGUGGAAGUUGACCCCUGGGGUGAUACUCUUCUGAGAACACUCCAAGCUCAGGGUCUUCCCGAAGUUGUCAGCGUCAUCUCUCCAGACGCAUCCAUUGAUGUCAAAUCGCGUACUGGCAUCCUAAAAUCACUUCUAUCCUUCGUUCAAUAUUUCGUCCCAACCCAAACAAGAGUUUUUGAUCUUCAUGCUAGCUCUGAUAGAUUAAAUGCAUUACGGUCACUUUCUGAAGGAAAGCCUUCCGACGUGAGAUGGAAGGAGGGAAGAACCUGGAUUUUGGGCGAAACCACGGAAUGGGAGGAUGGCACACUCAAACUUACAGGCGUUGCACGUGGAUCGCCUCUGUCUGCAAAUAGACUUGUCCACAUACCCAACUUUGGUGACUUCCAGGUUUCAAAAAUUCUUUCCGCACCACUUCCUAGGACGCACAAGGGUUCCAAUGGACCUGCAAUGGAUGUUGAACCUGCACUUUUGGCUGAGGCCGACCCAACCUCCGCAGAUUCAUUGGUGUCAAGCAACGACCCUGAAGAUCUACAAAACGAGCAAACAUGGCCUACAGAAGAGGAGAUGAAAGGCGGAGUUGAUGAUGUCCAGACUGACAUCCCUGAUGCUGUGGUUGGUACCACACCAAAAGCUGUCCGACGUAUCCCUAAAGGGAUGAGCGAAUACCAAGCAGCAUGGAUUAUCGAUGAAGAUGACGACGAAGAAGGCGAUGAAACCAAUCAAAGCACGGAUGAAGUUGACAUGGAAACUCAGGGAGAGGAAGAAGAGGAGAUGCAAGAUAUGCCUAUGGACGAUGCUGCGACUGAAAAGGAUGUUCGCUUCGAGGAUCUUGACAUGGAAGAGGAGGAAGAACAAUUGAAUAAGUGGCGCAAUCGACAACGAGAAGAAGAAGACGAUCAAUCGUUCCCUGAUGAGAUUGAUACGCCAAAAGAAAUUCCUGCUAGGACGCGCUUCCAGAGAUAUCGUGGCAUGCGCUCCUUCCGAACAAGUCCUUGGGAUGCAUACGAAAAUCUACCACGUGACUACGCUCGAAUAUUCCAAUUUGAAGAUUUCAAGCGAACUGAACGAAGUGUUCGUCGCAGAGCAGAGCAAGAGUUAAAUGUCGUAGAGCCUGGUGCUCGUGUCACUCUCUAUAUCAAAGAUGUGCCCCAGGCAGCAACUAGUGUAUCGCCUAUCAUCUUGUUCUCUGUUCUACAGCACGAGCACAAGGUGACGGUGCUUAACUUUACUGUGCAGAGAAACACUGAAUAUGAUGGAUCCGUUCGUUCGAAAGACCCCCUCAUUCUCUGUGUAGGGCCCCGCCGUCUAGCAGUCAAUCCUAUAUACAGUCAACACACUCGCGGUGGUGGAAAAGGUGCCAACAACGUUCACAAAUUUGAAAGGUACCUUCGUCAUGGCGUGACUUCUGUUGCCACUACAUACGGUCCAGUUAUAUACGGGAGGCAACCAUGCGUCUUGCUCAGAGAGACACCCGAUGCAGAAGCUCCACAGCUCGUGGCUAUGGGCACCUUUAUGAACCCUGAUACGACGCGAAUAAUCGCCAAACGAAUUAUUCUCACUGGACAUCCAUUCAAAGUGCAUAAAAAGACGGCCACUAUCCGCUAUAUGUUCUUCAACCCUGAUGACGUGCACUACUUUAAACCUAUUCAACUCCACACUAAGCAUGGGCGGACCGGCCACAUACGCGAAUCACUCGGUACUCAUGGGUACUUCAAAGCCUACUUCGAUGGUCCUAUCAAUCAAAUGGACACUGUUUGCAUGUCCUUGUAUAAGCGAGUAUUCCCCAAGUGGGCCCGGUUAUGGACUCAAAGCAGGAUACACGAAGUAUCUAAUGGGGCAGAAAAGGCAACUUCGGAUGCCAUGGAGGAGUAG